Messenger RNA from Symbiodinium necroappetens, 1101 nucleotides. The record is from the annotation of a GenBank genome assembly. NCBI's taxonomy places the organism in Eukaryota, Dinophyceae, Suessiales, Symbiodiniaceae.
CUCCGGCGGCGAGGUGAGCAGGUGCUCGAUCUGGAGGGAUUGGCCAACCAUCGUGGCUCUGCGUUCGGUGCUAUUGGCCAGUCCGGGCAGCCUAGCAAUGAGGCCUACGAGAACAUCCUCGCCUUCGCCGUGCGCCGCGUGAAGCCUGGCGCGCGGCUCUGGCUCGAGCACGAGUCCAGACACGUCGGCAAGGUACUUGUCCCGCCUGGCAUCCUUUCCUGGCUUACGAAGCCCAGUGCCAUGCUCAUUCUCUCUAUGGAGCAAUGCUUGCGGGUACAGAGGUUGGUGGAAGACUAUUGUACCGAGGCAAAGCUGAAAGACUGUGGCAGGGAAGAGCUGAAGCAGUGUAUCUCUGGAGGUUUGGCCAAGAAGUUGGGCGGUCAACGAGUCAAGGAGGCACUGCAGAUGUUGGAUGAAGGACGUUGGGAGGAGGUGGCCGCAAUGAUGUUAGACUACUACGACAAGCUCUACGUCAACUGGGCCAGGCAGAGCGAAUGCUUAAAGCGAAUCGACGUCGACUGUCCGAGUGUGGAUGCCGCCGCGAAUGCCGAGCUGGUGCUGCUCGCCACUGAAAGGACCGAGGCAGCCGCUGAAAAGCCCGAGCCGAUGGUCGAAACGCAGAACGGCUGGGUCGCACAGGGAGCCCUCUACGAGGGGGCCUGCUACUGUGGCGAGGUGCGCGUUCGAUGCCGGGGGGAGGCACGGGCCAUCAGCUACUGCCACUGCUCUGUUUGCAGACGCCUCUCCGGAGCACCCUUCUCAUGCCAAGCCCUUUUCCAAGAGGACCAGGUCUCCUUGGAGCUUCAGCCCGGGGCCAGCCUCGCAGCGCUGCGUACCUCCAAAGGCGUGGAGCGCAGCCGCUGCGGCUCCUGCUUCGCCCCUGUGCGCGGCACCCUGCAAGGAGGGAAGCUCGUCGCUUUGCCACUGGUCUUGCUCGCCUGCUGGAGGGGCCAAGAGGGCGAAAGCGCAGGGCCGAUUCCGAGGCUGAGGCCCAGGCAUCAUCUCCACUACGACGAUCGGGUCAUGGAUGUACGUGAUGGGCUGCCAAAGUAUGCAGCCGGCCUGCGCGACACAGGUCGACUUCCAGAGAGCGAGUGGUGA